Molecule: messenger RNA, 444 nt
Organism: Durusdinium trenchii
Lineage: Eukaryota; Dinophyceae; Suessiales; Symbiodiniaceae
Source: the annotation of a GenBank genome assembly
CAUGAAAUUAUCUCUUCUUGAGUGAUGGGUGGUUGCCAUCCAUGUGAAGACGAAACAGCUCGAACCGUAUGCGCAUUCCUGUGGUGCCGGUGAAGGACGGCGCAGCGGACGAGUGCGGCUGGGGCGACGAAGCCCUAGACAAGUGCAAACAUUGGAUCGUGCUGGAGCCAUUGGUCUAUAUCAUGCCCAAAGCCGACCCCAAGCAGACCGUCAAGGACAAGCUUGGGCAGUUGGGCCAGGGGCAGAUCGUAGAAGGCGAUGGUGUCCGCAUAGACGGCGUCCGCUGGCUCCGAACGGAGUACGAGGACAAGGAGGCCUGGAUCUUAAUCGAUGGAUCGGCCGUGGGGUUGAAGCGGCUCUUCCUGGAACCGGUGCCGGGAUAGGAGGAAAAGAAGUGCGAGCAGCGGCGCGCAGCGGCCCGCGGGCGAGGUGGUAGGAUUUGGA